AUGCGCCCCGCGGAUAUUCUCACCCCUCUCGUGCACAGCGAGAAACGGGGACAAAAUGAAAUACGAAUGCGUCAUGUGCAUAGGUGUGAAGGUUGCCGCGGGCGAGCAGCUGAAGCUGCAACAUCAACGCUGCUGCAUAAAAGGCUAAUGCCCCGGGAAAAGUGGAGGCCGACCUGCCAUCGAAGUGCAAGUGCCAUGGGUGGCAAGGUGGCAUGGUGGCUUAGAGGUGCAACAGCUUGCCAGGUGCAACUGCAUAACAAUCUGCAACUGCGACAAUCUGUUCCCAUUUAA
This is a messenger RNA of Drosophila santomea, 291 nucleotides long. RefSeq lists its product as uncharacterized. The coding region runs from base 1 to 291 and encodes 96 amino acids. The transcript is spliced from 2 exons. The record is from RefSeq and is a predicted model, not a curated record. Lineage: Eukaryota; Metazoa; Arthropoda; Insecta; Diptera; Drosophilidae.